ACGCGCUUCCUCUCGCCCUCGCUCCUCCGCCGCCGCCGCCGCCGCAUCAAGCCCCCGCCCCGCCGUCGCCUGAGGUAGACACCAAUCCGCCGCCAUGGGGCGUAUGCACAGCCGCGGGAAGGGUAUCUCAUCGUCGGCGCUUCCCUACAAGAGGACGCCUCCUACCUGGCUCAAGACCGCUGCCUCCGACGUGGAGGAGAUGAUCACAAAGGCAGCGAAGAAGGGACAGAUGCCGUCGCAGAUCGGCGUCCUGCUCCGUGACCAGCACGGUAUCCCCCUUGUCAAGAGCGUCACCGGCAGCAAGAUCCUCCGCAUCCUCAAGGCCCAUGGGCUGGCACCAGAAAUCCCCGAGGACCUGUACUUCCUCAUCAAGAAGGCGGUGGCGAUAAGGAAGCACCUUGAGAGGAACAGGAAGGACAAAGACUCUAAAUUCAGGCUCAUUCUUGUGGAGAGCAGGAUCCACCGCCUUGCCCGCUACUACAAGCGCACAAAGAAGCUUCCACCCACCUGGAAGUAUGAGUCAACCACAGCGAGCACUCUGGUGGCCUAAGUGUGGUAUCCUCCGACAGCUUGUUCUAGAUAUGAAUUUGUGUAAUGCUUCUUAUGUCUCGAUCCGGUUAAAUGGACAACGGACCUCAUCUUUUUUUAUGUUUACCUUGAGAAUCCCGUAAACCAUUUUGGGGUUUUGAAUUGUCUGUUAAACGUAACAUGCAUAUGUUUUGAAGCCUAGGGUGAGCUUUUACUUCACCAUCACUUAUUAUUGUUGCUUGUUCAUA
Molecule: messenger RNA, 776 nt
Organism: Zea mays
Lineage: Eukaryota; Viridiplantae; Streptophyta; Magnoliopsida; Poales; Poaceae
Product: ribosomal protein13
Exons: 5
Coding region: 95-550 (151 amino acids)
Biological process (GO): translation
Cellular component (GO): nucleolus; cytosolic small ribosomal subunit; ribosome
Molecular function (GO): small ribosomal subunit rRNA binding; structural constituent of ribosome
Source: RefSeq, marked validated